CUUCAGCGCUGGAAACCGUGCAGGCAGCACGAGUCCGUACUCAGUGACGCCAGUCCCAUUGUAUUACUGAUUAUGCAAGCAUGUGGAAAUCGAGUCGUGACUGAGGAAGUGCCCACCUCCUUUGCAACAGCUAUCCCCUUGCUUUUCCGCAAUGAAGAACAGCCUGCCGAAUGAACAGAUGUAUUAUCCACCUGCGUUCGGGGAGCAGACCGCCUAGUCGCACUGGCCCGGGAGCAUUUUCGAACAUUCGUUUGGGUCAGUCGAAGGCCCGCUACACUAUCUCCUCUCCACUCCCACGUAUAAGUAAUAAGCCCGAACUCCGCAUAACCGUGAAUCGAGUGAUGCGCGGCGCAUUUUCGGCAGCUACGCGCGUGGACCCUGGCCCUGGACCGGUAGAUUGAAAAUCCAAGGCCCAGGUUUGCCAGUUCUGAGAGAGCGGGAGGCCAAAAUUCUGUUCGCUCGUCGUAGCCAUGGAUAUUUAUCUCGGUCAUAAGUUUUCGAGAUGAUAGAGACGAGACCCGGAGCCUCAGAGAGCGUGAAUGCAGCAUGAAUGAUCGAUCGCGUCAUACGCCCGUAGUCUGUCAAGGCAGCACAGCCUCACCACCUCUUUUGCCGACACCGUGCUUCGAGUCGGGACCCUACAUCCCACUUGUUCAUGACCGCUCGGAUCCUCGCCUAGAUCCCAUUCAGGUUUCAUUCGCGACUCUCUCACUUUUUCCGUCGUCCACAGCUGCCGUGGACCCGCUUGGCAGCUUCAUUGGGGCUGUCGUGCCAUCUUGUUGGUACCUUUACUCGUACUCCCUCCGAUACCUCGUUGUACGAUACCCGUAAUCCCACACGAUGCCGCUUCUCGGUGGCCUUUUCGGACGGAAUGGUGGCAGCAGCAAGUCCAAAAACGCCCCAGACGUAGCACAGCCAACAACUCAUCCUCCGUCCACAUCGCAAACUCCGUCAAGCUCUGGGUCCUCGCCGACCUCGCCGACGUUAGAAUACGUCUCCUUCGCUUCCGACCGCCUGCCGUCCUCGCCCAAUGGACGCAGCCUGGCGUAUGCUGGCGAAGUACCAAAAGAGAAGCGGGGCAUCUUUGGCAGGAAACGGAGCGGGAAUCUAGCUGCAGCAUCCGGGGAUUUGGAAGCGCCACGCCCCAAUUACCUUUCACACAUCAGCACAUCCUCCGACCUGUCACCGCAGGCUUCGUCUUCGUCUGUCCAAUCCCUUCGUCCGCCUCAGGGCGUCUUCAACCAGUCAACCCGCAGCCUUCCCCAUGAAACUGCGCGGCGUUACCCGUCGUUGUCACCGCUGGCGCCUACGAUCAGUCCUACCAAGUCAGUAGCGUCCGGGCUGACUACACGCUCUACUGCCACCUCGAAGACGUCUAAGAGUGCUGGUGCCAAGUCCGGAAAGAAGUUUUCGUUUUGGGGCAGCCGAAAAUCUUCACCUGAACUUCCUCCUUCACCCUCGCCACCAGACUUCAAUCUUCAGUCUUUCCGCAAUGCUCGAGACCCAUCACCAGCGAGACCGACUGCUAGUGCUAUCCAGCCUCUCACCGCUGGCAAUCUCAGCUCCUUGGGCAGAGAAUACGAAAACAGCGACUUGCCGCUCGUUCGGCCCAGACCGCCGAGAGAGCAUCGAGGCAGCGAUGCCUCCUCCUCGAGGAUCAGUGUCUCGGCGUUUCGAGAGAUGCAGGCCAAGAGAAGCGCAGCCGGUUCACCGGCACUCCCGGACAGUGCAGGAGGUCGAACGCCAAGCCCGGGGCCGGGAACUGUACGCCUAUAUGCCCUCGGUAAUGCGAGCGGCAGUCGGUCACAUCAGCCAUUGCCGCAGCAUCAGCUCCAACCCCGGGCCACUCCACCAACGGCAGCGCUAAUUCAACCUGCUCCACAGAGGUUGCUAGGACAUCAGCGCAGACCAGGGCAAUGGGAAUCUGAUGACGAUGAAGUCGAAGAGGAGGAGGAAGAGAGUGACGAGGGCGAUGGAAUGAAGACGGGAAAUGGGUCUCAUCUUGCGAGAAGGCAGAGGACUAUCACCAAGAAUACCGCGCGAUCGGACUUGGGGCAUGGUGGAGGUCUGCGGGCUGCAUCCAGUUUGGGAGUCAAUGGCUCAACGGCGUCUCCACCUUCCGUUGAUAUGCACGCCAAAAGACUGUCAAUCGAAAUCCCUGCAAGACAAGUCCGAGCACCUGCUUCCUCUACCCGUCCAUCUCCAUCGCCAGCACAGAAAGCACGACCCCUGCCCCAAUCCGGAUCCUCUUCCUCUUCGGACUCGGACGAUGCUCCACUCGCGACUUUGGUCUUGCCUCGACGAGCAGGCAGUUCAUUGUCCAUUGGGUCCAAUGGGUCUACGUCACACUUGCCUGCGUCGCCGUCGCCAAACACACGUGGCCCCUCACCUCUUUCGACGGCUGCUGUUCCCAGACCCCAGCACCAGUCUACUCUUUCAGUAGCCUCGGGUAGUGGAAGUAGCACGACAAGCCGAGCGCCAGUGGGCAAAGCGAAACCUCUCAUCGAUAUCAACGAGCUAACUGCGGCGCGCCCAGUCCUCGCUUCACAAGCGAAGACCAAUGAUGGAUUCACGGGGGGUGGAAUGCUGGCCGGGAAGGAGAAACCAUCGGCGUCUCCUAGUCCGGUUCUGACGACCCGUUCCCCGCCAGUGACGAAUGAGACGGGAUUGAUGCGGUUUCCUUCUCCACCCGGUUCGCCUGUUAGAGAGAAGUCUCCGACGUUGGGGGUCAGGGAGACGACCAUUUCUCGUCCCGUUGUUCGACGCGAUAUGUUGAGCGAGCGUUUGAAAGCGGCAGCAGUGACAACUUCUGAUUCAGAGUCGUCGCGUCCGUCCGUUCCGAAUCCCCCCACCUCGUUUUCGCCCGCUCGUAGAGCAAUGCAUCGACGGUCAUCUAGCGAUAUCAUCCUCCGGAAUGUCGUGCCCGAUGCGGAUCUAAAUCGGGAUCUUGCUGCGUUGUUGGGCGGUGGUGUUGCGCUUGUUUCAAGGAUGGGAGAAGAGGAUGAUCCCGAGCCACAGCCCGGGCCAGUGCCAGAACCGUUGGAAGGCGGGGAGAUUCGCCCGAUUCCAAUCAAGCAGCGUUCGCCGGCCCCUGGAUUCAGCGUCACGUCGCGGCCCCAGCCACUGGGUGGGAUUUUGCCCAGGGCGAGUAGUGCAUAUGGUGAUUUGGGUGGUGUCAGACCAAGAAGCACCUCGCUGGCGGCAACUAGUGCUACUUUGGCGCAGAAUGCUGUCGACAGCGUGACAGAUUCCAGUUCGGCCAAUUCCCGAUCUCGACAGCGCAGUAGCACGAUGUUGCCCCUGGCCGGGACGAGUCCCAGUAGACCUACGCCGGCGACAGAGGUCUCCAGAACGACUCUGAACCUAGCUAAUCCAGCGACUGAAAGCUCCGCCGAUUCGAGCUCUUCGAAAUCUGGGUCCCGCAAACGUAGUAGCACCAUGCUUCCGUCGACUGGGUCAACCCCGAAAUCUAUCUCUGAGAGCUCUCUUCCAGCUAGCUCCCGGUCUCGCCAGGGGGAAAUGAUGCCCGAUUCAGCCCGCCAACGGAGUGCCAGCAGCAUGAUACCAUCGGCGGUGUCGUCCGCCUCUCUGAGCUCCAAGAUGCCGUCCCCGACGUCGAUUGGACCCCCCACGAGACCGUUCGUGCUUCCUCGAACGAGUCCAGCGAGUUCGACUGGAGGAUCGAGUAGCUCGCCGGUGCCGCCGACGCCCAGAGACGGUAGUGAAGUCGGGAGUAGCGAGAAGAAGCCGAAAGAAUGGAGCGGAGGAGCGAGCGGGCUCUUGACGAAGCGUGGAUUGGCCAACCAGAAGCGAAGGAGUGUCAGUUUCGACUUCAACGAGGAGUUGACCAACAAGAAGGGCAAGGCAGUCGACGACGAUGAAAAGAGGAGAGAGAGACGACGGAGUGAAGCGCGUGCUGCAAUCGAGCUCGGGAAUGUGAUCAAUGGCCGGGGACCCGUUCUCCACGAUGAAGAUGAGGAGGAAGACCGACCAGUCAUGCGUCCGGGUCAGCCACAGCCCAUGAUGGUCAACCCCAUGAUGAUGCCGAUGGGCUUUGGAACACCAAGCCCUGGGUGGCCCGGAAUGCCGAGCCCCUCGCAGUUCAUGAUGCCCCCACCGGCGGAUCCAUCGUUCAUGGCAGCCCACCAACAGGCGAUGAUGUACGCGAAGCAGGCUUACCAGAUGGCAGUCGCCCAGCAGGCAAUGGCCGUCGCCGCCGAAGAAUGGGAGCGAGGAUCGAGUGUAGGAGGCUUCAAUGGCGGUGGAAGCAUCUAUGGCGGUGGUGGAGGGCCCGCGAUGAUGAAUCCGUGGAUGGGAAUGUUCCCGUCUGCACCGCGGUCAAUGUAUGGCGGCGGCGGAGGUGCAAGAAGUGAUUACGGGGGACCCACUAGCGGUGGCGGUUCUGGCUGGAACUCGUCCCGUAGUGUGUAUGGGGAAACGUUUGGUCCUUCGACAGAGCGAUACGCAAGGCCUGGCAACUCUCCUUCCCAAGCCAAGCCGGGUCGCGACUCGAGUUACUUCGGUGGACUGGUGCCGCCAUCUUCAGCCAGCCGCCAGCCUCCGCGACAAAGGACUGCCAGUCAGCCAGCCACACCCUCAAAACCUUCCGGAUCCGUUCCUCGGCGGGGAGGACAACCGCCUUCCAGCUGGAAACCUGGCAUGUGAAAACUUUCCGUUCCAAUCAUUUAUAGUAUCUGGAUUUUAUCCCAUAUCUUCUCUCACUCAAUGCAUUUUCAUAAUCGUGUACUCUCAUGUCCAAGUAUCUGUCAACUGCACCUGUUUUCACGUUUGGCACGGACAGUACCAACUACCAAUUGUUAUCUUGUCAUUGGCGAAACAUUCACAGACUCUUGUCACGCGGAAGACUUCGCUUCGCUUCGGCAGUUUCUUCUGGACUGAAAACAGUUCCCACCAUAAUUUACAGCUUGAUUGAACGGAUUCCAGCAGCUUACAGAUUAUAGUGUAAU
Molecule: messenger RNA, 4967 nt
Organism: Mycena citricolor
Lineage: Eukaryota; Fungi; Basidiomycota; Agaricomycetes; Agaricales; Mycenaceae
Source: the annotation of a GenBank genome assembly